AUGGCCGCCGUCAACAACAUGGAGGUGGACUACACCAUCAAGCCUCAGGCGCUUGCGCCAACCUCCUCCAGUGAGGAUUGGCCUCUUCUCUUGAAGAACUACGAGAAGUUGCUCGUUCGCACCGGUCACUUCACCCCUAUCCCUGCCGGUGCUUCUCCUCUGAAGCGUGACCUCAAGUCGUACAUCAGCUCUGGUGUCAUCAACCUGGACAAGCCCUCCAACCCCUCCUCCCACGAGGUUGUCGCGUGGAUGAAGCGCAUCCUCAGAGCCGACAAGACCGGUCACAGUGGUACUCUCGAUCCCAAGGUCACUGGCUGCUUGAUUGUCUGUAUUGACCGUGCCACCCGUCUGGUGAAGUCCCAGCAGGGUGCUGGUAAGGAGUAUGUCUGCGUUAUCCGUCUGCACGACAAGAUCCCCGGCGGCGAGGCCCAGUUCCGCCGUGCUCUCGAGACCCUCACUGGUGCGCUGUUCCAGCGUCCUCCCUUGAUCUCCGCCGUCAAGCGUCAGCUCCGUAUCCGAACCAUCCACGAGAGCAAGCUGUACGAGUUCGACAACGAGCGCCACCUUGGUGUCUUCUGGGUCAGCUGUGAGGCUGGUACCUACAUCCGUACCCUCUGUGUCCACCUGGGUCUGCUGCUCGGUGUCGGUGCCCACAUGCAGGAGCUGCGCCGUGUUCGCAGUGGUGCCAUGGACGAGGAGAAGGGCAUGGUCACCCUCCACGAUGUCCUCGAUGCUCAGUGGAUGUAUGACAACCAGCGUGAUGAGACUUAUCUGCGUCGGGUCAUCAAGCCCCUGGAGAGUCUGCUCACCACCUACAAGCGUAUUGUCGUCAAGGACAGCGCCGUCAACGCCGUCUGCUAUGGUGCCAAGCUUAUGAUUCCUGGUCUUUUGCGUUUCGAGUCCGGCAUUGAGGUCAACGAGGAGGUUGUCCUUAUGACCACCAAGGGUGAGGCCAUCGCCAUUGGUAUUGCCCAGAUGUCCACCGUUGAGCUCACCACCUGCGACCACGGUGUUGUUGCCAAGGUCAAGCGCUGCAUCAUGGAGCGUGACCUCUACCCCCGCCGCUGGGGCCUGGGUCCCACCGCCCUCGAGAAGAAGAAGCUCAAGUCUGCUGGCAAGUUGGACAAGUACGGCCGUGCCAACGAGGCCACCCCUGCCAAGUGGAAGAGCGAAUACACCGACUACAACGCUCCUCUGGAGGACGGUGAGCAGCCCGCCGCUGUUGUCGCUACCACCACCACCACCGUGGUCCCUGUCCCCGCACCUGCUGAGGAGGCCGAGUCUCCCGAAGCCGAGGAUGACGAUGAUGACAAGAAGAAGCGCAAGCGUCACGAUGGCGAGACUGCCGAGGAGAAGGCCGAGCGCAAGCGCAAGAAGAAGGAGAAGAAGGAAAAGAAGGAGCGCCGAAAGUCCAAGCAGGCCGAGGACAGCGAUGAUAGCGACUAG
Molecule: messenger RNA, 1446 nt
Organism: Penicillium diatomitis
Lineage: Eukaryota; Fungi; Ascomycota; Eurotiomycetes; Eurotiales; Aspergillaceae
Gene: cbf5
Product: pseudouridine synthase CBF5
Exons: 4
Coding region: 1-1446 (481 amino acids)
Biological process (GO): rRNA pseudouridine synthesis; box H/ACA sno(s)RNA 3'-end processing; snRNA pseudouridine synthesis
Cellular component (GO): box H/ACA snoRNP complex
Molecular function (GO): RNA binding; pseudouridine synthase activity
Source: RefSeq, a predicted model, not a curated record